GCAUGAAGGAGCCCUUUCGGGCGAGCUCCAGCCAUGCAUCAACACAAUACCAGGUUCGGAGCGUAGAUGCAGAGCAACAACGCUGCCCAAGCUCCUCGGGUGUUUGUGAGUGCCCUGCCUGCUGCCUUGGCGCAGAAUUUGCCACUUCUCCACACUAUCUUCACCACCUUCGGAGAAGUCGAGGAUGUUUGGGCCCGUGUGGUGAAUCGCACGCGAAGUGUGCACGAAAGCUGGGGAUUUGUUCGCUUCAAGCUUCCUGAAGGUGCUGCAAGAGCUGUUUCCUUCGAAGACUGGGAAGGACUUCUGAAAGAUUCAGGUCUCUCAGAGACCUCUUUGAACGUGGCCACUUGCGCUGCAGAGUCGGAGGAGGAGGUGGUGUCAGAGGCUACAGUCAUCAAAGCGCUUGAAAGAGAAGAUGCAGCUACGUUCGACUUUGAGUCCUUUCGUGGGAGAUUUUCAAAGGAUUUGGCACGCCCCGUCUUGCGCCGAGAUGCUGAAGUGAUUUUCCGAGUGCUACAGCAGCAUAGGCCUGACACUACGCUCCAGGCGCAGCUGCAAGCUGCAAAGGAUGCUGCAGAACUUCCAGGAGGCAAAGGCCUUCUGCUCCUCACUGCUUACUCGAGAAACUAUGCUCCUGGCAAAGUGUGUGAAACAGCCAACCGAACGUAUGCUGAGAGGCAUGGCUAUGACUUUGAGUGCGACGUCCUCCCGGCUGAUGAAAUGUUGGAUGCAAUUGCUCCACGAGACGCUCACACUUGGUACAAGGUGCUGAUGCUUCGCCGAGCAAUAGCAGCAGGAAAGCAUGGAUUCGUUGUUUGGAUCGAUGCAGAUGCCCUGGUGGUGGAUCAGGAGAAGCCAUUGGAAGCCUUCAUUGCACAGGCGACAAAUGCCAGUGCAAGCUGGGUGUGGGGGCUUAAACAAAUGUGUGUUGCCAUUAACGGCAGCUGCAAGGUUGCGGGAUGACGGCACAUGACGGCACCAUAAACAAAUUCAAGACUCUUCUUGUUUUUCACUGUAGAUAAUUCCUUUUAACAAUGUAGACAGCCAACGACUCAAGGUUAUAUAAUUUACAUUUACUUUGGAAGCAUGUCAAGAUGUGAUUCUUCGGGAUGAACAUGUUCUGCCAGUAGCAUCUGCUUUUGUCCAGAACAACGCUUCAACAUCUCAUGAAUCCAGGGUAGAUGAGAAGUGGAAGGCAACUGUUCGCAUCUUCAGGCCAGCUGAUACAAAUAAAGGCAUACACAACGGUCGACUUUUUGUUCGACAAAUCACAGAAGUGCACCCUUCAGAAUAACAGACAGUUUGCAAUGCUGUCCAGGCUGAAGGCCGAGACCUCAUUGUUCAAGAAGAUCUUUCGGUGCACCACCCUUUCUGCGAAAAGAACGUUUUCCUGUUCAAUAGAUUCUACUGAUAUAUAAACGUGAGUUUUCCCUUUAUGGGGGGGAGGGUAGACUCUAAAAGGGGGAGUUGUAUAGCCUAAGCAAUUAAUAAUUAGUACAUAGCCAUAGCAAGGAAG
Molecule: messenger RNA, 1516 nt
Organism: Durusdinium trenchii
Lineage: Eukaryota; Dinophyceae; Suessiales; Symbiodiniaceae
Source: the annotation of a GenBank genome assembly